Molecule: messenger RNA, 890 nt
Organism: Pectinophora gossypiella (pink bollworm)
Lineage: Eukaryota; Metazoa; Arthropoda; Insecta; Lepidoptera; Gelechiidae
Product: histone H1B-like
Exons: 1
Coding region: 75-779 (234 amino acids)
Biological process (GO): chromosome condensation; negative regulation of DNA recombination; nucleosome assembly
Cellular component (GO): nucleosome; nucleus
Molecular function (GO): nucleosomal DNA binding; double-stranded DNA binding; structural constituent of chromatin
Source: RefSeq, a predicted model, not a curated record
UUCAUACAUACAACUCGUACAGUACACACAGUGUUAUUAAAAGUUAGUUACUUACUUACUUUAAUAUUGCGAAAAUGGCCGAUACAGCAGUCGCAUCCGAGGCUCCCGCACCGACGACGCCCGCGAAGAAGCCGAAGGCGUCCGCCGCCGGCGCCGGUGCUAAGAAGCCGAAGGCGAAGCCGACCCACCCGAAGACAUCUGAAAUGGUAAACAACGCCAUUAAAGAGUUGAAAGAACGAAGCGGGUCCAGCCUGCAGGCGAUCAAGAAAUACAUCGCCGCCCAGUACAAGGUCGACGCUGAGAAAUUGGCUCCGUUCAUCAGGAAAUAUCUGAAGAGCGCCGUCGAAUCCGGCGCCCUGAUCCAGACCAAGGGCAAAGGUGCGUCCGGUUCGUUCAAGUUGGAAUCAAAGUCCUCCUCCGGCAAGAAGCCGGCGUCCAGCAAGGCUGCGGGCGCCAAGCCCGCCGCUAAACCGAAGAAGGCAGCCGCCGCGGCCGCCUCGCCCAAGAAGGCCAAGAAACCGGCCGCUUCCUCGCCGGCCAAGGCUAAAUCGUCCGCCGCCGCCGCCGCCACCAAGGACAAGAAGGCGGCCGCCGCCAAGAAGAAGCCCGCCGCGGCCAAGAGGGCCGCCGCUCCCGCAAAGGCGAAGAGCGCCGCCGCACCGAAAGCAAAGAAGACCGCCAAGCCGCCCACGAAGAAACCGAAGGCGCCGAAACCCAAGAAGGCCGCCGCUACGCCUAAAUCUAAGGCCGCCGCAGCGAAGAAAGCGUCCAAGAAGUAAACGCGCCGCCAUCGCCGCAGCCGCCGCCGCACCAGCAGCAGCAGCAGCAAACAGCCGCGCGCGCGCUUUUAAAGCAACGCGCAACAAAAAGCCCUUUUCAGGGCUAACAAA